Molecule: messenger RNA, 4636 nt
Organism: Chelonus insularis
Lineage: Eukaryota; Metazoa; Arthropoda; Insecta; Hymenoptera; Braconidae
Gene: KaiR1D
Product: Kainate-type ionotropic glutamate receptor subunit 1D
Exons: 19
Coding region: 450-3194 (914 amino acids)
Biological process (GO): modulation of chemical synaptic transmission; monoatomic ion transport; synaptic transmission, glutamatergic
Cellular component (GO): plasma membrane; postsynaptic density membrane
Molecular function (GO): glutamate receptor activity; transmitter-gated monoatomic ion channel activity involved in regulation of postsynaptic membrane potential
Source: RefSeq, a predicted model, not a curated record
UGUCGGUCCAGUUCUCUUCCGCGACGCUCUGAGAGAACAAGUUGCGAUUCGGUUAUCAUAUGUUCUGCUAAAUAUUACAACAACUUUUGUGAUCAUCAUUUUCAUUGAACUUAAUCACUACCUGAUUUGAUUGAUGAAUUUUAGUUGAUGGUGUUGAUAGUUAUGUUUAUUUUUGGAGUUCAUUGAGUUUUUUCUGAGUGAAUUUGGUGAUAAAUAUGCCCCGGUGUUACUUUUUUUCAACAAUCAUAACAACUUUCUAAAAUUAAUUUUGAAUAUGAAAACAUUCAGAUUUCGGUUAUUUUGUGACUUUAAUAGAAAUUAAUGAAUUUUCUGCUCCAACGAUUUUGUACUUUGUAAGCCAAAGCCUUCUUGAACAGAGGAAAAGAGACUAGGAUAUUCGUGCCGUGCGUUGGCGCAGUUGUGUAUAAAGCGGAGCCAAAAAACCGGAAAUGGCGCAGGGGUGGUUUCUGCUCGCAUUUAUUGCGACUCAUACCAAUGCUCUUCCGGACCAUAUCAGGAUAGGUGGGUUAUUUCAUCCAUCCGACGAUAAACAGGAAGUAGCGUUUCGUUACGCAGUGGAGAAGAUCAACGCCAACAGGGAUAUCUUGCCAAAAUCAAGACUCAGCGCUCAGAUCGAAAAAAUAUUACCACAAGACAGCUUCCAUGCUUCAAAACGAGUGUGCUCUUUAUUGGGUAUGGGUGUGGCAGCAAUAUUUGGACCGCAGAACGCACAUACCGCAUCUCAUGUGCAAAGCAUCUGUGAUACGAUGGAAAUACCACAUUUAGAAACACGUUGGGACUAUCGACUGCGACGUGAAAGUUGUCUUGUAAACUUGUAUCCUCAUCCGACGACUUUAUCAAAGGCGUACGUGGAUCUUGUGAAAGCAUGGGGUUGGAAGAGUUUCACUAUAAUUUAUGAAAAUAAUGAAGGAUUAGUACGACUACAAGAGUUAUUAAAAGCUCACGGCCCGAGUGAAUUUCCUAUUGCGGUUAGACAGCUUGGAGAAGGCGAUGACUACCGGCCGUUGUUGAAGCAGAUUAAAAACUCAGCUGAGUCCCACAUUGUGUUGGAUUGCUCAACAGAACGUAUCCAUGAAGUUCUGAAACAGGCUCAGCAAAUUGGUAUGAUGAGUGACUACCACAGUUACCUUAUAACGUCAUUGGAUUUGCACAGUGUGAAUCUCGAAGCAUUCAAAUACGGAGGAACUAAUAUCACUGCUUUCCGACUGGUGGAUCCUGAGAAACCUGAAAUUCGAAAAGUCGUUCAAGAUUGGAUCUAUGGAGAGCAACGAUAUGGACGUGAACUUGACAUGGGCCAGGGAUUUAGCAAGAACAACGUCACCGCUAUAAAGACUGAAACUGCCCUUAUGUAUGAUGCAGUACAUUUAUUCGCCAAAGCACUACAUGUUCUAGAUACGUCACAACAAAUGGAAAUAAAACCUCUCUCGUGCGAAUCUACGGAUACUUGGUCACAUGGGUAUUCGUUGAUCAAUUACAUGAAAAUUGUUGAGAUGAAAGGGCUAACAGGAUUAAUAAAAUUCGAUCAUCAAGGAUUCCGCACUGAUUUCAUGCUUGACAUAAUUGAGCUCAACAAUAAGGAAGGUCUUAAGAAAAUUGGCACGUGGAACAGCACUGAAGGAGUUAAUUUUACUCAGACAUUUGGAGAAGUUUAUACACAGAUCGUUGAAAAUUUGCAAAACAAAACAUUUAUUGUGACAACGAUUGAAAGUGCACCUUACUUCAUGUUAAAAAUUUCAAGCGACAAACUCCAGGGAGAUGCUCAGUACGAAGGAUACAGUGUUGAUCUCAUUCAUGAAAUAUCACGUAUCCUUGGUUUUAAUUAUACCUUUCAUCUUGUUCCUGAUAAGAAAUAUGGCUCAUAUAAUAAGGAAACGAAAGAAUGGGAUGGAAUGAUCAAAGAGCUAUUGGACCAAAGGGCUGAUCUAGCUAUAGCAGACUUAACAAUAACUUACGAACGUGAGCAAGCAGUGGACUUCACAAUGCCAUUCAUGAACUUAGGGAUAAGCAUACUCUAUCGAAAGCCGAUCAAAAAGCCACCGAAUUUGUUUUCUUUUUUAAGUCCACUGAGCCUUGAUGUUUGGAUUUACAUGGCAACUGCUUACCUCGGGGUGUCCGUCCUUCUAUUUAUUUUAGCUAGGUUCAGUCCAUACGAGUGGGAGAGUCCUAAUCCAUGCAGUGCCCAGUCUGAAGCUUGCGAGAACGAGUUUACCCUCCUUAACUCGCUCUGGUUCACCAUAGGCUCACUCAUGCAGCAAGGCUCUGAUAUAGCACCUAAAGCUGUAUCAACAAGAAUGGUGGCUGGGAUGUGGUGGUUUUUCACACUUAUCAUGAUAUCAUCGUACACUGCUAACCUGGCAGCUUUUCUAACAGUUGAGAGAAUGGAAUCACCAAUUGAAAGCGCUGAAGAUCUAGCGAAACAGACAAAAAUUAAAUAUGGUGCAUUGGGUGGUGGUAGUACCGCAGCGUUUUUUAGGGACUCGAAUUUUUCAACAUAUCAACGGAUGUGGUCAUUCAUGCAGUCAGCACAACCUAGUGUAUUCACAAAAAGCAAUGUGGAGGGAGUAGAAUGGGUGAUCAAGGGAAAGGGGACUUAUGCGUUCUUGAUGGAAUCUACAUCUAUCGAGUACGUGAUUGAACGUAACUGCGAGCUCACUCGAGUUGGCACUGAACUGGAUUCUAAAGGAUAUGGCAUUGCAAUGCCGCCAAACUCACCAUACAGAACAGCAAUCAGUAGUGCAAUUCUAAAAUUGCAAGAGGAAGGAAAGCUACAUAUAUUGAAGACACGAUGGUGGAAGGAAAAACGGGGAGGUGGUAAAUGUAGAGAAGAUAAUCAGAAAACUGGUUCAACUGCUAAUGAGCUGGGACUUGCCAAUGUUGGUGGGGUCUUCGUAGUCCUAAUGGGUGGCAUGGGUGUAGCUUGUGUAAUAGCAGUGUGCGAGUUCGUGUGGAAAAGUCGGAAAGUAGCUGUCGAAGAGCGGAAGAAAUCUUUACACUCGGAUAUCACGAGUGAGCUGCGAUGUUCUAUGGACAGCACCGACAGCCUUGAAAAAUCCACAAAGAUGAUUUCAUGCUAUUGGCCCAAGCAUCAUACAAAUCUAUCUACAGUGUCAGAGGUUGGGUCUACUCCUGGAUAUUCAAAGUACAGUCAUUUUCAAGGGAACCCAUUGACUUAGAAAUACAUAACAAUCAACUACUAUAGUAAUAUAUAUGGAUAAAAAAAUAAUAAAUAUGAUGAGCUUGUGUUAUUCUUGCGAAACCGAUAAAAAUAGAAGUAAAUGUCUUAAUUCUUGACAGUAUUAUCAGAAUCGAUAAUCAUUUUAAUUUAAUUUAUAAUUUUUUUCAUUUUCAACUAUUCUCACUUACACUUUGUCUCAUAAUAAAAUAGUCGACGGCUGUUCUACAUCUAAAGUGAUUAAAAAAUAAACAAAAUUCUGAAAAUUAUUAGUAAAAUAUGCUUGAAGUUAUUUGGAAGUAAUAUUAUAUCCAGUAAUAUUAAGUUUUUCUAAGUUUAAUAGAGAUUUAAAAAAUUACAGAAUGUAUGGAGUAGAAUUCGGAGAAUAGUUAGAACAUCUUGAGAGAUGGAAACUCUUCAUUAUGACAUUCUUUGUAAUUGAUGUUUUGAAUAUUUUGAAGUAAAAUAUAAUCUUUGUAGGGCUUUAUGAAGUUCAAUAAGUUUUGUAAAUGUAUUUUUUAUAUUUACAAAUGAAAGACCAAAGUUACACUGGGGUUGAUAUUAUAUAAUGAUUCGUAUUACUUAUAUCCUUGAUUUCGACCACUUAAUAAUAGACCAGUCAGUUUCUAAUGAUCACAAUUUUCAAUCUAAAUACAUGUUGACUUUAUUUGUUAAUUUGGAUUUAAACUACAGACGUAUUCAAUGUUAAACAUACCUUCUAAAAUUCUAUCAAUUCAUUUAUUUAAUAUUAAUACUAAACUUGAAGGAUCCAGAAUUUGUCACCUUUAAACCAACUCUAGUAAAAAAAAGUAAAGAUCAAGGAAUUUGCAAUUCAAUAAAUUAGAAUGGAAGCAAUAAAGGAUUAACUACAAAUCAAGGAAAAGAUGAAUACAUUAUUUUCAUUUACAUAAAGUAGAUCUCCUAAUUCAUAUAAUAUUUUAAAAGCAGAAUCCAUCAGUAUUAUGUUAUAUAAAACUCCAAGUAUUCUUACAUAAGUAAAUUACUGAAUAUACAAAAAAAAAAAAUUUUAUAGGAAUAUAAAAAAGAAUUAAACUACAUUCCAUCUAUUUCAUUAAACUUGCAAUAACUUAGUCCUUUAUGUUUCAAAAUAAAACCCAAAUCCAUCAUAAGUCUAUAACUUACAAGUAUUUGAGUUUGGUUUUUAGAUAUUAAAUUAUAACUUAUUGAUUUCUAUACCAUAGAUAUAUUAUUAUCUCUUUAACUCUGUUAUGAGAAGUUGAAAUAAAUGUUUUUUAUUGCUAAACAAAAUAAAUAACUGAAAAAAGAGCAAAUGUGAUGUGAAAUCUAUCGAUAUUGUAAAUAAAUGGAUUUUCAUUAGUGUAAAAGAAUGAACGGAAGAACGAGAAAUAAUUUAAUGUUAAGAAGAUAAAACAUGUAUUUUGAUUUGAAUUCAUCCAACAUACUCUUAAAAAUCAUAUUGAC